AUGAAGUACGUUGUUGUAUCUGGUGGUGUUAUUUCAGGGAUUGGAAAGGGUGUUUUAGCAUCAUCAACCGGUUUAUUGUUCAAAACCUUGGGUUUAAGAGUUACUUCAAUCAAGAUCGAUCCUUACAUGAAUAUAGACGCAGGGACAAUGUCACCAUUGGAGCAUGGAGAAUGUUUUGUUUUGAAUGAUGGUGGAGAAGUUGAUUUAGACUUGGGUAAUUAUGAGAGAUAUUUAAAUAUCACAUUGACUAGGAAUCAUAAUAUCACAACAGGAAAGAUUUAUUCAAAAGUUAUAGAAAGAGAAAGAAAAGGUGAUUAUUUAGGUAAGACUGUUCAAGUUGUUCCUCAUAUCACAAAUGCCAUUCAGGAGUGGAUUGAAUCAGUUGCUAAAAUUCCAGUUGAUGAUACUGGAUUAGAACCCGAAAUUUGUAUUAUUGAAUUGGGAGGCACAGUGGGGGACAUUGAAAGUGCACCGUUUGUUGAAGCUUUAAGGCAAUUUCAAUUCAGAGUUGGAAGUGAUAAUUUUGCAUUAAUUCAUGUUAGUUUAGUGCCUGUUAUUCAUGGAGAACAAAAGACAAAACCAACACAAGCUGCUAUAAAAGAUUUGAGAAGUUUGGGUCUUACUCCAGAUAUGGUUGCUUGUAGAUGUCAAGAAAAAUUGGAACAUCAAACAAUUGAAAAAAUUGGAAUGUUUUGCCAUGUAGGUCCUGAUCAAGUUAUUGCUGUACAUGAUGUCAAUUCUACAUAUCAUGUGCCCUUACUAUUAAAAGAACAAAAAAUGAUGAAAUUUUUAAGUAAAAAGUUGAAUAUUGGAGAAAUUGAUCAAAGUGCUUUAACUAAAGGAGAAGCUUUGUUGAGUAAAUGGAGACAUUUGACUAGUUCUCAUGAUAAAUCUUUUGAAACUGUUACCAUUGCAUUAGUCGGGAAAUAUACUCAUUUACAUGACUCAUAUUUAUCGGUCAUCAAAUCGCUCGAACAUGCAUCAAUGAGUUGUAAUCGUAGGUUGAAAAUUGUGUGGGUUGAAUCUACUAAUUUGGAAGAAUCGAUGAAAGGCGAAAACUUAUCUGAAUAUCAUAAAGCAUGGCACUAUGUUUGUCAAGCUGAUGGAAUAUUGGUCCCAGGUGGUUUUGGAUCAAGGGGUAUAGAAGGUAUGAUUUCCGCAGCUAAAUAUGCAAGAGAAAAUAAUGUUCCAUACUUGGGAGUCUGUUUGGGUUUGCAAAUUGCGGUUAUCGAAUUUGUACGAAAUGUUUUAGGUAUUAAAGGCUCAACGUCUCAAGAAUUUGACAAUUACAAAGAAGAAGAUCAUAUAACUCCAUCUGUUAUCUAUAUGCCAGAUGUGGAUCAAAUCAAAUUGGGGGGCACUAUGAGAUUAGGUAUACAUGAGACUAAAUUCACAGCAAACACAGAAUGGAGUAAAUUAAAGGGUUUAUAUGGCGGCGUUGGCUCAGUGUUUGAAAGACAUAGACAUAGAUACGAGGUUAAUCCUGAUUUAAUAGAACAAAUCGAAUCAAAGGGUUUACACUUUAUCGGUAAAGAUGAAACAGGUAAAAGGAUGGAAAUGAUUGAGUUGAAAGAUGACUCCCACAAAUUUUUUGUUGGGACCCAGUAUCAUCCAGAGUAUUUAUCUAAAGUCUUGGACCCAUCGAGACCAUUUUUAGGUUUAGUCGCAGCAUCGGCUGGGAUCUUGGAUGAUGUUUUAAAAAGAGAUGAUUUAAAUUAUAGAGGUGAAUUUUGA
This is a messenger RNA of Lodderomyces pseudojiufengensis, 1734 nucleotides long. RefSeq names its product CTP synthase (gene URA7). The transcript has a single exon. The coding region runs from base 1 to 1734 and encodes 577 amino acids. Gene Ontology annotation, molecular function: identical protein binding; CTP synthase activity. Gene Ontology annotation, cellular component: cytoophidium; cytoplasm. Lineage: Eukaryota; Fungi; Ascomycota; Pichiomycetes; Serinales; Debaryomycetaceae. Gene Ontology annotation, biological process: CTP biosynthetic process; pyrimidine nucleobase biosynthetic process. The record is from RefSeq and is a predicted model, not a curated record.